GCAAUUUAAAAAGAGUCUUAGAUGAGAUAAGAGAUGAAUGCCAUGUCUAAGAACUAUCUAAUAACUCUGCAUGGGCAUCAGUACUGUCUCACGGUCAAUUAUCUAAUCCUUGCAUGCGUCGAAGAUAUAGAUCGAGGCCACCAAUACCACCAAUGCCACCAAUGCACACCAUGUAUUCCUUCACACCGUGCACGAGCACCGCUACUUUUGUAUACUCUUACAGGUAAAGCACAUGCAUGUUUAUCUGGUGACCGUGCGAGGAUAUCGCAACGGUUGAGAUUUAUGUGUGAUGGUAACUUCGUCAUCAUCCAUACAUCCACACGAUAUAUAUCCAUGGAUGGGUUGAAUGAGGUGAGGUUGGUUCAGAGCAGCUUACCAGUAACAGCUAAUCCUAAUUAUACUAAUCCUCUGUAAUUUCUCUCUCUCUCUCUCUAUAUAUAUAUCUAACCUACUACUGUCUACUGUCUACCGUCUUCUACCUGUGUUCAAUAAUUGUGGCUGUCUCGUAUCUUCGAGUCUCGCCCAACCGCCGCUUGAGGUCUCGCCAGUAACUCCACCUCCACCUGGCAACGUCGACUCUGAUUUUUCUCUCCUCCUGUUUCUUCUGCUUGAUAUUUAUACA
This is a messenger RNA of Aspergillus glaucus CBS 516.65, 622 nucleotides long. RefSeq lists its product as uncharacterized. The transcript has a single exon. The coding region runs from base 34 to 414 and encodes 126 amino acids. Lineage: Eukaryota; Fungi; Ascomycota; Eurotiomycetes; Eurotiales; Aspergillaceae. The record is from RefSeq and is a predicted model, not a curated record.